This is a messenger RNA of Plasmodium yoelii, 9612 nucleotides long. RefSeq names its product conserved Plasmodium protein, unknown function. Lineage: Eukaryota; Apicomplexa; Aconoidasida; Haemosporida; Plasmodiidae. Bases 1 to 9612 code for a protein of 3203 amino acids. Gene Ontology annotation, cellular component: microtubule plus-end; kinetochore; centrosome. The record is from RefSeq and is a predicted model, not a curated record. Gene Ontology annotation, molecular function: microtubule plus-end binding; microtubule plus end polymerase activity. Gene Ontology annotation, biological process: microtubule polymerization; establishment or maintenance of microtubule cytoskeleton polarity; mitotic spindle organization. The transcript is spliced from 10 exons.
AUGGAAAAAAGAAAAACCUUAAGAAUAGGAAAAAGUGUUGUACAUGGGCGAGCAGGCCCAUUAAAAGGAGAAAUGAAUAACAUCGAAAAUUGUGAAAAGGGUAAUAAAAGAAAUGAAGAAAAAUAUAAUGAAUAUAAUAAUAAUGAUAGUAACAAAAAAGAUUAUACAAACCCUCGAUUUAAUAACAAACAAAUUAAUGAAAAUCGAAAUGAUGAAAAAAAUAAACAUGACGAUACAAAGAACACAAAUGAAGAUAUAUUAAAUAGUCAUUAUAAUAAAGAUGAUAAUGAAAAUACUAGUGUCGAUAUUUUUGAGCAAUUGCUGCAAAGAGAAUUAGCAAAAGGGGCUUUAGGUGGAGGAGUUGUUGAAAAUGAUCCAAAUAAAAUAAAAGGCUCUAUUAGUAAAAUUAAAGAAAAUAAUAAUGGCAAUAAUAAUGGCAAUAAUAAUGGCAAUAAUAGUGGCAAUAAUAGUGGCAAUAAUAAUGAUGCAAUAUAUAGUGGGAAUAAUAACGCAGCUACCAAUUUUGAUACAUAUUCAGGAAACAACCAAAUAAACGAAAAUAAUAAUCUAGCCAAUAUUAAUAAUACAGAAGAAGAUGGUGAUGAUAUGUCUAAAAUAAAAUUAAAUGACAGAAUUAAUAAUUCGAUAGUAAGAUAUAGAGUACAUGGAUAUAAUGAAGUUAUAAAAAUAUUCUCUAAUAAUGAAGAUAUGAAUAAAAAAAUCGAAAUUAUAAAUGAAAUAUUUAAAGAUGAAGAUUGUAUAUUAAGAUAUAUAUCAGAUAAUAAUGUUAUAUGUCAAUUAAAAGCUAGUGAAAUGACAGAAGAAUAUUUAAAUGUUUUAAAAGAAAUUUAUUUUUAUAAAUAUAAAGAUAAAUAUAAAACAGAAGAUAUAUUAAUUGAUUCAUUUGUUAAUGAAUAUCGAAAUAAAUUAUUUAAUUUAUUUAGUAAAAUUUAUAUUGUAUUAUGUGAAAAAAUAUUAACAAAUCCAAAAUCUUUUGAUAAUGGGUUUAAUAUAAUAAGUAAAAUAAUCGAAUAUUGUUCAAAUGAUAAAAUAACAAUAAAUAUGUUAACAAUAUUAACAGAUUAUAUGAAUUCUAUAUAUAUGAAAUCUAAUAAAUCUGUUGGAAAUAUAAAAGGAAUAAAAAUAAAAGUAAUAGGAUCUAUGUUAUUAUUAUUUUAUAAAUUAUUAAAUUCAUUUAAAGCUAAUGUUAUAUGUGUAAAAACAAUAAAUAAGUGUUGUCUAAAAUUUAAUGAAAUGGUAGAUAAAUAUGUUAAAACUAAUUUUUAUUUAUUAUAUAUAGAAAUUCUUACUCAAGUUAAAAAUAAAGAUUUCCAAAAUUGUAUAUUAAAUGAAUUAAAUAGUCAACAAAAAAAUUAUAUAACAAAAGAAUUACAAAAAGAUAAAAAUAUAGAUCGUUCAAAAAUUUAUGAUAAUUUUAAAACAUAUCUAACUAAUCAAACACAUUUAGAUGAAAUUGCUAAUAAUUUAGAAAAUAAUGAUUUUAUGAUAUCACCAUCAAAUUUAAUAGAUGAAACUGAUAUAUUUAAAGAAGUUUGUACAAAACAAUGGGAAAAAAGGGUUUUAGAAGGCUGUGUAGAUACUAAUACUAAUAAUAAUAAUAAUAAUGGAAACAAUAAUAAUACAUCAUUAAGUAAUGAAAAUUUAUUACCAUGGAAAAUAAAAGUUGAAGCUAUUAAUUUGUUAUGUGAAAAAAUAAAAUCAAAAUUUGCUAUAAAAAAAACACCUUAUAUAUCUACAAUAUUAAGUAUUAUAUCUAAAUUAUUAAAAAAUGAAUCCGCAUUACCUGUUGUAGUUUCAACCUUAAAAUUGCUUCAUAUAUUAAUCGAAAAAUUUGAUAAAGAUAUAUAUGCUACUGUUAAAAAAUUUUCAUUUAUUUUAUGUUCCAAAUUAAAAGAUUCUAAUAAACAAGUUUCUAAUGCUUGUAUGGAAUGUUUAACAAAAGCUAUUCUUGUAUAUAAUAUAGAUAUAUUUAUAGAUGAUUUAUCAAAAAAUUUUAAGGAUAAAAAUAAUAAUACUAGAUUAUUAACAUUAGAAUUUCUAAUUAAAAUAUUUGAUCAUAUAGAUAAAAAAAAUAUAAUUUCUAUAAUAGAUAUAACAAAACAUUUAUUAAAUGAUACUGUUGCUAAUAUUAAAAAUGCGGCUUUUAGAGUUUAUGCUAUGAUUAUAGCUAAUUACACUGAAGAUAUUUAUCCGUCUUUUUUUAAUUCCAUUUCUGAUAGUAAAAAAAAAUCAAUAUUAGCACUGUGUUCAUCUGUUCAGGUUGCGAAAAAACAAAAUAAAAUAGGCAAAAAUGAAGGUAAAGAAAACCAAAAUCAGAAUCAAAACCAAAAUCAAAACCAAAAUCAGAAUCAAAAUCAAAACCAAAAUCAGAAUCAAAAUGAAAAGAGGUCAGAUAAUACACUUUCAAUACCUGACAAUAUUAUGGGCAAUUUAAAUUCAACCAAUUUUAUGCAUAAAAUUGAAGCCUUAAAUUCGAUAAUUGAGUGGUUAAAAGAAAACGAAGCUGUUAAUAGUGGCGGAAGUGGCAAUUUUGAUUUUGAAAAAUUAGUUAAUAUAAUUAAAACGAAUUGUUAUGAAUUUAAAGGAAAAUAUAGUCAAUUAAAUUUAGCAAUAUAUGAUUUUUUUAACAAAUUUAUAGACAUUUUAUAUAAUUGUAAUAUUAAUAAUAAUACUAAUUCAUUUAUAAAAAUAAUGAACACAUUAAUAUGUUUAUAUCUUGAAAAAGUAGCUGAUCAAAAAGAUGGAAUAAUUUGCAAUAAUUUUAUAAAUAAAUGUUUUCAAUAUUUUGAUAAUAAUAUUAUUAUUGAUAUUCUUAUAAAAAAUAAUUCUGUAAAAUUUGCAAAAAGAAGUGAAACAUGUAUUAAAAUUUUGCAAAAAAUAUUUUUAAAUAAAGGUUUAGGAUCAAAUAUAAAUGUUAAACCUCUUGUUUAUUUUUUAAAACAAUUUGUAGAUUCAAAAAAUACAAAUUUAAAAAAUGCAUCUAUUCUUUUAUUACAAAUAUUAUCUAAAAAUUUUGGGGAUAAAAAUGUAUUGCCUUAUUUAGAAGGGAUAUCUGAAAAUAUAAGACAAAUUGUAAAAUUAAAAGAAGAUAUCGAUAAAUUUGUACAAAAACAAACUACUAUCAAUUUGCAAACAUCAUCAGCUUCUAUCUUAACCAAGUCAAACUAUGAAAAUGGCAAUAAUGAAAAUGGUAAUAAUGAUAAUGAUAAUACAGAACGGGCAAGCAAAUAUCAAGAUGCAGAACGGGCAAGCAAAUGUAAAGAUGCAGAACGGGCAAGCAAAUGUAAAGAUGCAGAACGCAGGAGCAAAUGCCAAGAUGGCGACGGGGAGUAUUUAAAAAAGAAUACAGUGGUCGAAAUUAAUUACACAAAUUCAUGUCUAAAUUAUAAUAACUCAAUUGUGCAGAACAAUAAUAAAGAUGCCGGAAAAAAUAGUGAAAAAUAUCAAUCUGAAAUCGAAGAAAAAAUAACAAUGGAAAAUAAAAAAGAAGUGUUCGAUUCGGAAAGUAUAAGAGAUAAAUUUGGAGAUGAUGAUGAUGAAAAAAUGGUAAAAAUCGGAGAUAUAAUAAAAGAUUGUGUUAAUAAAAUAAGUGCAGAAAAUAUUAACAAUUCAGGUAAUAAUAAUGAACAUACAAAUAUAGCUAAUAAAAUAACAAAUAAUGUUGUAAAAAUAAUAAAUAUUAUUGAAAAAAUAGGAAAAUAUUAUAUUGAUCCUGAUAAAUUAGAUAUGUUAAUUAAUGAUAAUAUUUUAAAAAAAAUAUAUAAUUGUAAUAAAAAUAAAUGUGUGCAAUUAUUAUAUGUUCUGUUAUUUUCAUUAAAAGAAAAUACAUAUAUUUAUUCGGAUGUUAUUUUUGAAUUUAUUAUCAAAAUUAUAGAAGAUAAAGAUAUAGCACUUGAUCAAAUUGAUAAACUUUUAACAUGUAUUUGUAAAAAUAUUGGUAUUUCAAAAUAUAUAAAUCUUAUAAAUAAUUAUAUUUUAAGUGAAAAAUUAAAUCAUAUUAAAACGUCAAAUAAAUUAUUUAGUCAAAAUUCUGGAACAAGUAUAAAUAACAAUUCAUCAGGAAAUAAUAAAAAUUUAAAACAAUUUUCUAAAAGAAAUGAAAUAUUAAUAGUUAUAAAUAUUAUUAAUACAAAUCAUAUUUUAUUAUUAAAUGAAAAUGUUAUACAAAAAAAAAUACUAAAAUUUUAUUUAGACCUUUUUUUUGAUGAUAAUGAACAAAUCAGAGAAAAAUCAUGUAAUGUUUUAGAUAAUAUAUAUUCAAAAUAUGGUUCAAACAUAUUUUUUAAUAUAUAUGAAAAAUUAUCUGCUCAUAAAAAAGAAUGUCUUCAUGAUAUUUUUAACCAAAUGAAAUUAAAUAGUGAUUUUUCUUUUUAUAAAAUUUUUACAUCUAAUAAUUCACAAGUAAAAAGAUUAUCAAAUAAUGAAAGUAACAUGAGUAAUAUUUCAUCUUCCAAUUUUAUAAAAUCAAAAAGCGUUAAGCGAUUAAAUACUUUUACAAAAAGUAAAACCUUAAAAAUUGAAUUUCCAUCAAAUUAUAAAAUUAAACCUGAUAAAUUAAAAUGGGAAAAAAAUCUUGAUCAAUCUCAUCUCAAUUAUUUAAUGAAAGAGUUCAAGUUGUUUAGUAGCCAAGAAUUAGUAUUCUGUAUGUUUUCUAACAACCCUAGUAUGAUCAAUCGGUGCAUAUCCUUUUUCAAAGAGUACUUAAGCAACAGUUCAAACCAAUCGACCUUUUUUUCAAAAUGCCGAUUUUUAGAUUUAUUAUUAAAAUGGAUAUUUUAUUCUUUAAGUAUAAAUCAGAACAAUAAGGAAUUAUUUAUUGAGUUUAUAAAUUUGAUUAAAAUGAUUUUAAAAACAUUUGAAGAUAAUUAUGUUUUAUUAAAUAAUCAAGAAUUAAUUAUUUUGGUUCAUUUUAUUUUUGAUAAAUUAAAUAAUACUGUUGUUACACCAGAAAUUAGUAAAAAAUUUAAGGAAAUUCUUAUUUCUUUAUGUUAUAUCUCGGAUCACAAAUUAUAUUUUUCUUACCUUUUGAAACAUGCCUCAACAUGUAGCCCAAAGAAAAUAUGUGACGCUUUAGACAUAUUGCUCAAACUAAUAAUUUUAUACAAAGAUAAAUGUUUAAACAUUGAAAAGGAUGUCAUGAAAGUUCUUCAGAUUUUUACAGUUCAUAGCAAAAAUAAGAAUGUGACAUUUUAUUGCUUAAAAAUUUUUGCUAAUAUUCAAAAAUUUUGUCCAAAUCUUUAUAAAGGGAUAGACAAUGAUGAUAUAGCUUAUUAUUUAAAAAGCAAAGUUGACGAAUUUAUUGAAAAGUGGCCAAAUUAUAAUGAAUCAUCAAAUGAUAUUCAAGAAAAUAAAAAUAUUAAUUCUUAUCCUAGUGACAAUUCUGAAGGAAUCGUUAAAGAUGAAGAGUAUGAUAAAUUAAUAAAUUAUAUAAAAGCCAAUGCAGAAAAAAGGAACUCCAUAAAAAACGAAGUCGAAGAGCACGUUAACGAAUUUCAAAACAGCGUCGAGGAAAUACUAAAAGUGAAAAAUAAAAUAGAAAAUGCCGAAAUUCACAAAAUAAACGAAGAUUACAUAAAUAACCAAAUAGCAUGUACUAGUAUAUCCAAAAAUUUAAAUUCAACAAUAAAUGGAAAUAAUUAUUCCAAAACUAAAGAACUGUUUCACAUUUUAGAAUCUAAAAAUAAUGAAAAAUCGGAUGGGUCAAAUACAUAUGAAAAUUCGAUGAUAUAUUUCCGUUUCGUUUAUUUAGCUUCGUUUUUAUAUUCUGAUAAUGUCGAGACUAUUUCAAAGGUAUGCAAACUAAUUAUAGAAAACAUAAUACAAGUUGGAAAAAAAAGCAAAAAUGGGAAUUUUAUACUAAAAGAAAGUGGAAAUUACGUUUUUAAAAAUUUGAAUUUAUUUAUCAUACUUAUAAAAGGAUCAAAUUUUGCAUUAAGAUAUUUGUUUCAAAAAAAAUUUGACAUGGAUUUAAAAUCAUCUUUUAUUCAUUUUAAUGCAAUAUUAAGUGCAGUUUUAUUAGUAGAUAUAUUGAUGAAAAAAAAAAGUUGUAUAGCAAAAUUGUCUUAUGAUCAUUUUUCUUUUUUUUUUAUUAAUACAAUAGUUUGUUUAAGUAUAUAUACAAAAAUAAUACACACAAAUAAUUAUAUAUAUUUAUUUAAAAAUGGAGAAAUUGCUCGUAGUUUAGUUACAAGUAUAUUAAAUAAUUUAUUAGGACGAGAAUUUUUAACAAGUCAUUCUAAAUUAUUAGAAUAUGCUUGUAAUGUUUCUUUUAAUUUAGGAUUUGAUAUUAUGAAAAACAAUUCUAUUCUAAUUGAUAAUAUAUCUGAUUCUACAGAAUUUUAUAUAUAUAUAAAUACUUAUAUUAAAAUAAUAAAUAAAAUUUAUAAAAAAAUUAUUAACAAAAUUUCUGAAGAAAAUAAGAAAGAAAAUAAUUUUGUAUAUAGAAUAUUAAAUAUUAUUUUUACAUGUUUAAAUAAAUAUGAUAUAUUUUUAUCUAAUAUUGAACAUGAAAAAACACGAAAACGAAAAAUAGAUAAUAUGCAUGAUGACCAAAAUGCAAAUCAAAUCAAAAAUGCAAAUCAUAUAAUUAGCACCACACAAUUUAAUAAAAAAAUAUGCAACGAAAGAGAAAAUGGUGGAAAAUUUGACAGUGACAAAUUUGGCAGUGAAAAAUUUGGAAAUGAAAAAGAAAAUAGCGAAAAAUUUGGAUACAAUUCCGAUACAUCUAUUUACAACUGUAGAACCACUUAUUUUGAAAAUCUAAAUAUUGAUUGUAUGAAUAAUAGUACAAAUAUGGUCAUCAAAAAUGGAAGCAUUAAAAGUGCAAGUAUACAAAAUAGUGUAUCAAAAAAUGUUAUUAAUGCUAAUGAUUAUUAUAAUUCUCGAAAUAAAAAUAUUUUAAAUAAUGAAUCUAUAAAAAAAAAAAGAGAUUCAUAUACAAAUGCUGAAAUGGAUAUAAUAAAUAAAAAUAGAAACGAUUUUAUGAAUAAAUAUUUAUUUUUUAUCCAAUUAAUUUUUUAUGCUAUUAAAAAAAAUAACCCUUUAAUUCUUAUGGCAUAUAUAAAUCAUGAAGUUGUAAAUAAUUAUAGUGAAAAUAUAAAAUAUUAUUUUAAAAGAUUGGAAAUAUUAUUAAAUAAAAAUUUAAAAGAUUGUAUAUCAAAUGUUAAUAUAAAUAUAACUCCAAAUAACUAUUUAUUAAAUUUUUCAUUCGAAACAUUUAUAAAUGAAAAUAAUAAAUUUAAAGAAACAGACAAAUCUAUAUUUGAAUCAUAUCAAAAUAUUCUUAAUCAAUAUUCAAAUUUUGAAUCAGAAAUUAUUUAUAAUAGUUUUGAUUUAUCCAUUAAUGAUGUUAUACAAAAAAAAAAUGAAUUUUUUAAAUCUCUAAAAAUGAUAAAUAUUAAUGAAAUAGCUUUUAAUAAUAACCAAUUUGAAAAUUUAAAAGAAAAAAUAUAUGAAUAUGUUAAUGAUUUAGAAAAUACUCAUAUAAAUGAUGAAAUUCAAAAUGCUGAAAUUUCUUUUAGUUAUGAUUUUCUUUGUACUAUGUAUAGAAUUCCAAUUGAGUCAGACAAAUCGAAAAGUGUUUAUCAGAAUAGGGAAGGAAAUGCCAAAGAAGUGUUAGAAAAUGCCAAAGAAGGGUUCGAAAAUGCCAAAGAAGUGUUAGAAAAUGCCAAAGAAGUGUUAGAAAAUGCCAAAGAAGGGUUCGAAAAUGCCAAAGAAGUGUUAGAAAAUGACAAAGAAGUGUUAGAAAAUGACAAAGAAGGGUUAGAAAAUGACAAAGAAGGGUUCGAAACAUAUGACCACACACACACACAAAAUAAAGAGGUGGACUCAAAUUUACAAUUAAAUUGUGAACCUGAAAAAUGCUAUACAUCAAGAAUAGAUCCGAACCAUGCCAAUCAAAACGGGAACAAUCAUAGUGACAAAAAUGGGGAAAAUUGUGAGAACAAAAGUGGGGAAGAUUGUGAGAACAAAAAUGGGGAAAAUUGUGAGAACAAAUUAACGCGUAUUAGUCAUAACAUAUAUUUAAGAAACGAAACUGUUGAAAAUAUAGAUAUAAAUGAAUUGAAAAAGAAAUAUAAUCAAAGCCAUAAUUCUUACGAAAAUAAUGAACAAAUCCAAAAUGGGGAUAAUCUUAAUCAAUAUAAUUAUAAAAUGUAUCAAAGAAAAGAAAAUGGUCCGCUUUACCAAAACAAAGAAAAUGGUCCGCUUUACCAAAACAAAGAAAAUGGUCCGAUUUACCAAAACAAAGAAAAUGAUCUGCUUUACCAAAAUAAUAAGAAUCAGAAAAGUAUAUAUAAUAAACAAAAUGAUUUAAACAGUUUUAGUUAUGAAAAAUAUGAUAGAAAUAGUGUCAGCCAAAUUGAAAAUAAAUAUAAUACAUCUAAAACUAAAGAAAAAAAUAAUAGUUAUAUAAGAAAUGCAACCCCUGAUCCAGAACAUAGCAAAGAUCAAUUAGAAAUUAGUUCUAUAACUAGCACUCCAUUUAAUGAGCUUGUAAAAUGUAGUAAUUUUGAAAUUGAAGACGAUGAAUAUACAGAAAUUAUGAAAUGUACACCCGAAAAUUAUUCUCAUAUAUCUACAUCUAAUUGUAGUAAAAGUUAUAUCGGAGAAAUAGAAAAGGGGGAAGAAACCAAGCAAAGAAACGAUAUUGAAAAAGCUAUAAAAAAAUGUAAUAUGUCAAAAUUUUCAGAAAUUAUAAACGAAGAAAACUCAGAAAAUUUCCAGAAAAAUGCAACGAAUUUCCAGGAAAAUGCAACGAAUUUCCAACAAAACGAAGAAGAGUCAGUAAAUUCCCACCAAAAUGAAGAAUCUAAUAUGUAUGAAAAAUAUGAUGAUAAUAUAGAAAAUUCGAUAAAAGGGUAUUCUAACAAUUCAUAUAAAAAUGAAAAAGAAAUAAAUAAUCCACAUUGUGUUCUUAGAAAAACAAAAUUAAAUGAUAAAGGAUUUAAUAUUUUUGAUCGAAAUAAACAAACUAAUUCUAAAAGUGCAACAUCACAUAGUAACAUUACAACAUCAGCUAAAACAUUUUUAAAAAGCAAACCAAAUGUUAAAUAUUUAAUAAAUAAAUAUGAAAGCCAAAGAGAAAGGCCUAAUUCAUGCAAUUUAAAAACAAAUACAAUUUUUACUCAAAAAAAAUCAGAAAACUAUCAUAAUAAUAACCAUAAUAAUGAUAAUCGUAAUAAUGAUAGUCAUAAUAAUGAUAGUCGUAAUAAUGGUAUAAAUAAAAUUCAUAAAUUUGGUUAUAACAAUAGUACCAUAAGUAGCAACAAAGAAAAAACACAUCCUUAUGAAAAAAGUGUAACUUCAGUUUCAGAUAUAAAAAAUAAAAGAGAUAGAAAAGACAUGUAUAAUUUGACUAGCCAUAUUUCAAAUGAUAUAGCUUUUAAAACUUUCCAAACCAAUAGUAGUGUUUCUUCUAAUUUUAAUGAUAAAAAAAAUUAUACUCAUCCAUCAAUCGAUACUAGACUAAACAAUAUUUUUGAUAAUAAAACACAUCAUGAUUAUCACAGAGAAAAUAUAUCAAGUUCUACAAAAAGGAAAAAUCAAAUUGGCAUUCCAAUUCCAAUGAAAAAAAAAAACACAAAUAGAUAA